CUUUUCCUCUGCACUGCUGCAUUGGUGCAACAAGUUAGAGUGACACAAAUAUAUAUUUGUUUCACUUUAACUUAUGACACCAGUGCAGAAAUACAGAGCAAAAGAACAGACCUCUAAUCUCACUUCGCAUACAUACGCUGAUAACGCGUAAUGAUGACGCAUAUUUCAAAGUCGCAAUAAGUUCUACUGUGCCUGCAAAUUAGUUUUAAAAAAUACAGUUGUUCCGAUAUAUAUUUUUAACCUAUAUUUAUACGCAGAAUAAUAAUAUUAAAACAAUGACUAUGAAUGCUGCGAGAGCUGUACUUAACCAAGGAAAAACUGCGUUACUCGUAUGUGAUAUUCAGGAAGGAUUUGCUAAGGCUAUGAAAGGCUUUGAUCUGUUUGUUCAAAAUUCAUCCAGACUGGUCAGUGCUUUAAAAAUCCUGAAUGUGCCUAUGAUAGUUUCUGAACAGUAUCCAAAGGCUCUAGGAAAAACUGUUCCUGAAAUUGAUAUUUCUGGUGCCAAAGUUUUUGCUAAGACCCAAUUUAAUAUGUGCAUACCUGAAUUGCGUAAAGAACUUUCAACAAUUUGUUCUGGCAAAAAACCUGAAUCUAUCAUACUAAUAGGCCUUGAAGCACACAUAUGUAUAGAAAACUCAGCUAUUGACUUAAGAAUGAAUGGUUAUGAAGUUCAUCUUGUCGCAAACUGUUGUUAUUCUCGUACUCAAGAAGAUCGACUACUUGCUCUUCAGAGAAUGCGAGAUAUAGGGUGUCAAAUAACCACUUCCGAAAAUGUUUUAUACAAAUUGAUGAAAGAUUCAAAUCACAAGGAAUUUAAGAAUGUACUCUCUUUUGUUAAAACACCAAUUGCAUACACAGGACUUGUUCCUGUUGCCAAAAUAUAAAUAUUCCUGAAAAUGAAAAUGUUUCUUGUUGCAAUGUUAUACUUUAUUGAAUCAAUAAUUCCUUUGAUAAAGUAUAUUUGUUUAUAAUAGUUGGUUUUAAAUAGGUUUAAAAGAUAGUAGAGAAUAUUUUGUAAAAAUAUACACUUUAUUUUCACACUCCAGAAUACAAAUGUACGUCGUAAAAAUUAUUUUUUAUGAUUAACACUUAGAUAUAUUGUAAAAAUAAUGUAAAAAUGGCAGUAUGUGUAAACUAAAAAAAAAUAUAAUAAACCCUGAAAGUUUCUUUAGAUCAAUAAAGCAUAUUAAAUUGAAUUA
Messenger RNA from Odontomachus brunneus, 1199 nucleotides. RefSeq names its product isochorismatase domain-containing protein 2-like. The transcript has 4 exons. Gene Ontology annotation, cellular component: cytoplasm. The coding region runs from base 276 to 884 and encodes 202 amino acids. The record is from RefSeq and is a predicted model, not a curated record. NCBI's taxonomy places the organism in Eukaryota, Metazoa, Arthropoda, Insecta, Hymenoptera, Formicidae.